This is a messenger RNA of Dalotia coriaria, 2812 nucleotides long. RefSeq lists its product as uncharacterized. The coding region runs from base 240 to 2186 and encodes 648 amino acids. The transcript is spliced from 4 exons. The record is from RefSeq and is a predicted model, not a curated record. Lineage: Eukaryota; Metazoa; Arthropoda; Insecta; Coleoptera; Staphylinidae.
UCUCAAACAACAAAUAUUAUCGGACCACUGUGUGUUUGUGGUUAUCCCAUAAACGCGUUUCGGGCGUCAGUUCCAGCCAAUCUCACGAAUUUAACGCAGUAAAUGUGUUUAUUUUGAUUCAAAAUUGGAACUUCCGACGAGUUUAUUCCGCACAUCAAGUGGCACAUCCAUAGAUAGUGCGAUUUUAUCGCAAAAUUAGUGUUUAAUAAGUGUUUUCGAUUGCCUAAAAGUCCAAAAAAAUGAGUGAUACAACAGAUAUGGAAAAAUUACGCAUUCUCACAAUGUGGGAAUGUGGAAAAAGCACAGCGGAGAUAGCAAAAUCAGUAAAUAAAUCUGCGAGAACAGUCCAGAGAUGGUUGGCACAUCAAAAACGUGAAGGCAACAUGCAGAAAAAACCUCGUGGUCUACGUCCACGCAAAACAACACCUGAAGAAGACGCAAAAAUUAUCCAACUAGUUCGAGAAAACCCCGAAUUAACACAAAAAGAAAUCCUAACUAUUUGUAAUCUCAAUAUCUACAAAGGUACACUUCGUAAACGGAUACAAGAAGCCAAUGGGAUCUACAAAAUAGAUUUAUUUGCUGAUUCAAAGGCCAAAAGUGGACAGAAAAGCCCUAAGAAACGAGGAAAAACUAAAAAAUCACAUGAAAAUGACACAAUUACACCUGCUAUAUUAAAAACAGAGACUACAGAAAUAAAAGAAAUAAAAGAAACAAAAGAAGAGCUUCCAUCUCUUAUACAACCUGUUGCAGAAGUUGAACCAACAACAAAAGUAUUACUAGACAUAUUAAUGAGUCCACAAGCCGAUCACUUUGAUACAACAGAAGUUAAUGUUGAAGAUAAUCUCUUUACAAUCACAGAAAACACAAUGGAAAGCACGCAAGUUUAUACAAAAGAUGAAAUUUUACCCACAAAUACAAAUGAUUCAAGUAAUAUGCAUGAUCUAAGUAAUUCUUCACUUCCCAAAAGCGAAACUAUAAUACCUGAUGAAUUAUCUAAUGAAAUAACUGUUGAUCAUCAUGAUUUUAUCCAAAAUGAAGAUGAACAUGACCGACAACAAAAUAAUCAACAACAUUUAGAAGUAGUGAUUCAAGUAAACGAAGAGGAACAGUUAAAGUUUCAUAAGAAACGCGGACCGAAAACAAAAAUUUCUCAUUCUCAGGAAGAAAAUAAUGUGACACCACAAACACCUGUUGAUGAUGAUUGUAUAUAUACAAGAAAAAGACGUCCGAAAGUAGAGGUGAAUUAUGUUGAAGAACAAGAAGACGAUGAUAAGAAAAGUGUUUGUGAUGUUGAAGUAAAAGAUCAGCCUAAGAAACGAGGCAGGAAGAGAAAAGGAAGAGAAGUUGGUGAUGAAAGUUGUUAUAAAUUAGAGAAAGAGAAAGAAAAGACUACGACUAAAAGAGCAAAGAGGAAAAUGCCUAAAGAAAAAACACAAUGGGAGAAGGACAGGAAGGACACGACUGAUAUAGAGAAGAAGAAAAUAUUGAUUAUGGCGGAAUGCGGGAUGACAACAGAGGAUAUUGCAAGAUCAUUGAAGAAAUCUAGAAGAACUGUCCAAAGAUGGUUAAGCAAACACAGCAAAGGCCUAAACCUAGACAAAAAAGAACGUGGCCGGCGUCCACGCAAAACAACCCCCGAGGAAGACGCCCGAAUCAUCCAACUAGUAAAAGAAAACCCCCACCUAUCACGCAAAGAAAUUCUAAACUUAGCAAACAUAAACCUGCACAAAGUAACGCUGAAAAACCGCCUCAACGAAGCCGGGAUGUUCUUCAACAGUCAAGGCGUGAAGAUCCUCGACUUCACCGAUCAGAACUCAAAUCAAACAGUUGAUAAGCAGUCAAUAAACCGUCCGAAAUACGAGGUGUUAAAUCUCUAUCUAAACGUGAAUAGUGUCAAGGACGAACGCGACAGAGACAGGAAAAUGCAACAUUUUGUUGGGCAUGAUAUAAACAUAGAUAACGAUCGUGAUAACGAAGCGAAUACGAUUAUCACGUGUUCAUCACUCACACCAACACCGGCGAUUACGAAUGCCAUCUUGACUUGUCCAACACUGUCUACUACUUUGAUUAUUACUAAUCCGGGUGAGAAUGGGGAGAAUAAUCAAAGUAUAGAGUAUGUUAAUGUUAAUGAGGCACAUGGGGAGGAUGGUGGAGGUGGGAAUUAUCAGGAUUACAACUUGUAUUAGUUGAAGAAUUUAAUAUUUUGAAGAUAUUAAGAGAGUUAUGUGGGAGAAACAAAUUAAAAGUGAUAAUAAACGGUGCAAAAUGUUUUUUAAGCAAAUGAGUAUGAUGAGAUCAUGAUGGAAAGAUGGAAAAUAAUUUAAUGAAUUGUGUUUAACUUUGGAAUCGUAAAUAAUAUGAAAUGUCUACUUGGAAUUGUUUACACUUUGUAUGCACUGAUAAGGCAUGAAUUGAAACAAUAAAAUGAAAAAAAUGAAGAAAAAAAACAUGCAUUGUUACUCAUAUUAUUGUAUAAUAAAGAUAAACUGAGAAAAAUAUGACUUGGAAACUCAAGAAAUUAAAAGAUAACCCCAGAAAUUCAUAAAAAUGAUAAUAUUCUACAUUUUAUCACUUGCAGAAACAGAAAUAACCAAAUAUUAGCACUUUUCUUCGAUAUUCUGCUUAAUCCUUACUAAUAUUAUAAAUGCGAAUGUCCUGAUGUUUGUUACACUUUCACGCAAAAACUACUUAACCGAUCAUCAUGAAAAUUUGUACACAUAUUCUUAGUGGUCCCCGAAUGGUUAUAGGCUACUUUUUAUUUAAUAAAAAAAAUUAUUUUAAAAAUAAAAUAAAGAAAUAGUUUAGCCAAUAA